This is a messenger RNA of Adineta ricciae, 996 nucleotides long. The record is from the annotation of a GenBank genome assembly. NCBI's taxonomy places the organism in Eukaryota, Metazoa, Rotifera, Eurotatoria, Adinetida, Adinetidae.
AUGGCAACAAAACGUAAAGUUCCUGACAAUCCAAACUCUGAGUUAAUCGAUUUUCUCAAUGAAUUAGGCGAAUACGAGAAAAAUGUUUCUCGUGCAAUUCAUAAAUACAAUGCUUAUCGAAAAGCAGCAAGUUCAAUUGCUAAAGUUGGUCAUAGAAUCGAAACGAUCAAAGAUAUCAAAGGAUUAGAAGGGAUUGGAAAGAAAAUUGAAGCAAAAAUUGAACAAUAUUUAUCAACUGGAAAAAUCAAAAAGUUAGAAGCGAAUCGAGGGGAUGAAACAGGUGCGGCUAUAACACAAAUGACACGUAUUAUGGGUGUUGGACCUGCUCAUGCGAAUAAACUUGUUCAACAGGAAAAAAUCAAAUCAAUUGAUGAGUUACGAGCACAUCCAAAACGCAAUACAUUGUUAAAUAAAACUCAACAACUUGGUUUAAAAUAUCUCGAAGAAUUUGAACAAAAAAUACCUCGAGAUGAAAUGAAAGAAAUGGAAACAAUUAUUCUAUGUGAAAUUACUGCAAUUGAUGAUGAAUUGAAAGCAGAAAUUGUCGGUAGUUAUCGAAGAGGUGCAAAAGCAAGUUCAGACAUUGAUGUUUUGGUAACACAUCCAACAGCCACUAAAUUAUCUUCAUUUCUACACAAAAUAGUCGAUCUUCUAACAGAAAAAGUUGCUUUUAUCACCGAUACAAUUUCGAUUGGAGACUCGAAAUUUAUGGGUGUUUGUCAAUUAGAAAAUACGAAGUUACAUCGUCGUAUUGACAUAAGAGUAUUUCCGAGCGAACAGUAUCAUUGUGCAUUGCUUUAUUUCACUGGAAAUGAUCAAUUGAAUCGUCAAAUGCGUAUUGUGGCACAAGAGAAAGGUUAUAAAUUAAAUGAAUAUUCAAUUCAAAAAGUUGGAUCAACCGGUGUUUUGAGUAAACCAUUACCAGUGUCAUCGGAAAGAGAUAUAUUUGAUUAUCUUCAAAUGGAUUAUAAAGAACCAAAUGAACGAAAUGUAUAA